Molecule: messenger RNA, 3237 nt
Organism: Aspergillus lentulus
Lineage: Eukaryota; Fungi; Ascomycota; Eurotiomycetes; Eurotiales; Aspergillaceae
Source: RefSeq, a predicted model, not a curated record
AUGGCAACAACACAACCCCUCAUCCAGAAUGCAUUCCAGGCAGCCAUGCUCGAAUUCAAAACAAAUCUCAACAACGAUAAGCUCUACACCAAGCUGCUUGCAGUCGCAUCGAUCGACGAGGUCUACGACCUGACUGACAAACUUCAAGCCGAUCAGGGCAGGAAAGGGCAUCUCCGCCAUCUAGCCAAGAUCGAGCCUUUCCUCAACCGUCUCCGGGAAUAUACCGGCGCCAUUGAUACUUUUGUGCAGGAAGUUGUGGUGUUGUUCUCAGGAAAUGAUAAGAUCUAUGAUGUGCUGGUUUUGUUUUUCAAGGAUAUCCUGGACUUUUAUCAGAUUGGGUUGAAGUUCUUUACCAUGCCUCGCUGGAAAUGCUUUUUCGAGGCUUUGUGGCCGCGGAAGAAGGAGCAUAUUAGUCUGGUGAAGACUCACAUUGAACGGCACGCUCUGCUGAUGCGGAACGAGGUGAGGCUGGAGCAUAUUCGGGAGGAGCAUGAUACUCGCCUGAGGGCGUUUGAGCAUUUCAAGAACGCUGAAAAAUCCCACCGAUUGCAGCGGUUUUACGCCAUCAAAGCGGACAUGAGUCCGAGGAUGUAUGACGAUAAGCUCAACUGGUACCAUAGCCGUGUCUGUGAAGGUACAGGGACUUGGCUGUUUAAAGACGACGUGGUAAAAGAUUGGUUGAAUAUCAAUAAUGGUUCUUCAAGGGUCGUCUGGCUUCAAGGAAUUCCAGGCUCAGGAAAGACGUUUCUUGCUGGUGCGGUAGUAGACAAGGCGUAUACCAUCGGUCAUACUGCCUUUGCCUUUCUCAGUCACACCUUCAGCACCAGUACUUCGGCCCUCGGCGUUCUACACUCUCUUCUAUUUCAAGUGGCCUCGCAGCACGAGGAUCUCCAAGACGUACUUUGCCACUCAACCAAUGAACAAAUCAAAAGCAACAUUACCGUGGCGGUGGAUACGCUUAAGAGCAUUCUGGAUUGCGCCGGCCAAGUCUUCCUCAUUGUUGAUGGUUUGGAUGAGAUCGACGAGGUUGAGCGCCGAGUGCUUUUGAAGCAACUCCUGCAUCUAUCUCAUGAAUGCCAUGAGACCCGCAUUUUUAUCAGCAGUAGACGGGAGGAAGAUAUCGCGGUAAUUCUCGAGGCCAGAUCGGAAACGAUUCGGGUCGGUGGAAGGAAUGAGGAAAGCAUCCAAGUCUUUGUCGACUAUCAGCUGAAGCAGAUUUUUCAGAGUAGAAGGUUUCCUCCUCAAAUCCAGGAUGAAAUAAAGCGCUCGUUGGCACCGCUUGCAUCCAAAGCCAAAGGGAUGUUCCUGUAUGCCAAAAUCGUCUUAAGCGGUAUUGAGCUGAUAGACGAUGUGGCUGAAAUUUGCGAAGAUUUGAGCAUUCUACCAGAAGAUCUAGAUGAUGCGUAUUCCCGAGUGCUUGUACGAAUCAAUAAACUGCGACCACCGUCGGCUCGCGACAAGGCCAGAAGAAUACUGGCCUGGGUGGGUUGCUCGCCAACACCGCUAACCGUCCAGGAGAUCGAACAAGCACUGAUGAUAAAACCCGAAAGCCUUGAAUUGGCGACAAAAGUGUUCGCCAGUCCAAACCUCAACCGACUAUGCGGACCCAUUAUCGAAAUAGUUGAUGGAUAUAUUCAAUUUGUACACUUCACAGUCAAGGAAUACUUGUUCAGUCCCGGCAUUGACGGGCAUAUUAGCCUCACCCAUGCGACCCUCGAUCUUGCCAUCUGCUGCACUACUUUUCUCAGCCAAAGACAUUAUGAUGUCGUUACUCUGGGUAAUGAUGACAUCUUCACCGGCCUCCUACUGGAUGGCAGCUAUAGACUGCAUUAUUUCGCAGUAAAUGGCUGGUAUGAGCUGGUCAAAAAGUACUUGCAGUUGACACAGAACAAGCCACUGCCACUAGGGCUUGUGCACUGCCUAAGGACGCUGAUGGUUAAACGCAGCAACGAGGAGUUUGCAGCAGAGCGCGAUACCUUUUUCAAACCUGCGUACUUGCAGCCUAUCAAGCCAGAGUAUCCGGAUCUAUAUCACUUUCUUGUUAGAAUAGCUCAAUUUCAUGAGAGAUGCUCACAAACUUGGUAUCAUGUCAACGAAGGGGACAAAUGGAACAGUUUUGAUCCACUGUUGAUAUCCCGUGUAUCGGCGAAAAUAUACCGAGAGCUGGACUCCAAGCUGUAUCCUUCCAGCUAUCAUCAACCAAACUGCCACUGCGAUUCCAUAGAGCGAAACUUCGGCAAACGUCCGUUCAAAUGUGGGUUCUUGAACUGUUCUUUUGAACAGCAUGGUUUCGAAUCCAGAGCGCAACGAGCAAAACAUGAAAAAGAGCACGAUCGCCCUUGGAAAUGCAGCGUCUCUGGGUGCGAGUAUGAGACUAUAGGAUUUCUAUCCAGCAGCAUGAGAGACCAACACCUGGAAAAAGCUCAUAAAGAACAGACACCACCAAGGGUUCUCUCCGAGGACACAAUCGAACAGGAUGAGGUCCAGGCACUGGUGCUCGAUUUGGUCAGAGAAGAUGAAGUGGAGAUGGUCGAGCGUCUCCUGCCGCGGGUUGACGAUCUCUAUCGGUUUUCUUCUCUCUUAGGCAAGACGGUAGGCGAACUUGGAUCUUUGCCAAUGGCGCAGAUGAUCACGCGGGUCUACGAAGAAGAUGAGGCGGCGUCUAUUACUGCUGCCUUCGUGAAGACCGACUCUGAGGACAUGUGGAGACUCUGCGAGCAAUUCAUGGCGGCUCUCUCGCGUGCUGACGACAUGGACCGAAGGAUGUCCGAUGUUUGUUUUGAAGAGCCGGUCAUAAAUGCCACCUGCAGGGUCGCGAAAAGGGAAAAUAUGUUACUUUCCCUGUGGGAAUCCGUCGCGGGGAUUAAGAAGCUCAAGGCUGCUAAGCUUUCCUACUCCUUGGGGGUUGUUGCAAGGACGACGUGCUCUAUUCCACUCGGGAGAGCUCUCCUCCAGUACGGAGCUGAUGUCAAUGGACAGAGGAGUAAAUUAGCGGUUUCACCGCUUCAAUUUGCUGCGCGGAAGUCGUCGAUUGAAAAUGCAGAGUUCAUGAGAUUCCUCCUCUCUGCCGGCGCCGAUCCGGACCAGGUUUCGCGCUCACGAAAACCUUCCGAUGGGAUAGGCGCCAAGGAGAUUGUCCGGUGGCUUGGGAUGACAUGGAACGAACUGGUCGAGCAGACGAGAGAUUGUAGGAGGGGGGCCUCCGCUGCCCCUCCGGAUCCUUCAGUAGGGCCAUGA